Messenger RNA from Cucurbitaria berberidis CBS 394.84, 1230 nucleotides. RefSeq names its product ribonuclease T2. Bases 1 to 1230 code for a protein of 409 amino acids. NCBI's taxonomy places the organism in Eukaryota, Fungi, Ascomycota, Dothideomycetes, Pleosporales, Cucurbitariaceae. Gene Ontology annotation, biological process: RNA catabolic process. Gene Ontology annotation, molecular function: RNA binding; ribonuclease T2 activity. The transcript has 2 exons. The record is from RefSeq and is a predicted model, not a curated record. Gene Ontology annotation, cellular component: extracellular region.
AUGCCUUCUCUCAGGACGCUCAGUAAAUUCGCUUUCAGCGGUGCUCAGGUGCUACUUGGUGGUGUGGGGACCCAGAGGGUGAUGGGCGCGUACACACAGAGUUGUCCGGCCCCCCAGUUGAGCUGCCAUAACACUACCGUUGUGGAGAACUUGUGUUGCUUCAAUGCGCCAGGAGGACAAAUACUGCAGACACAGUUUUGGGAUACAACCCCGGCCACUGGACCGGAGGAUAGCUGGACUCUCCAUGGCUUAUGGCCCGACCGCUGCGAUGGUACAUACGAUGCCAACUGCGACCCGUCGCGCGCUUACUCCAACAUAUCCGCUAUUAUAUCCUCAUUCGGCGCCACUGAACUCCUCAACUACAUGUCCACGUACUGGAAAGACUACAAAGGCGAUGACGAAAGCUUCUGGUACCACGAGUGGGCCAAGCACGGCACCUGUAUUUCCACCUUGGAGCCCGAGUGCUACACCGACCACAAGGCUACUGAGGAGGUCGUUGACUACUUCCAGAAAGCGGUAGAUUUGUUCAAGCAACUGCCUAGUUAUGAGUGGUUGAAAGCAGCAGGCAUCGAACCGAGCACCGACAAGACGUGGACGUUUGCACAGAUACAGAGUGCGCUCGCUGCGAAGAGGCCGGGUGUGGAGGUCACCUUGGGUUGCAAGAGUGGUGCAUUGAAUGAGAUAUGGUAUCAUUACGAUGUGCGCGGGUCGUUACAGACAGGCGAAUUUGUAGCGUCAGACCCAGAUGGCACGAAGAGCACAUGCCCGCAGAGUGGCAUCAAGUAUCUUCCCAAGAAUGGCGGCUCGACACCUCCUCGCACUACAACUACUGUAGCUUCUCCACAGCCUACGAGCACGUCUGCGCCCGGUACGCCCUUCAGUGGCCGUGGAUAUCUCAAUGUGCUGGUCAAUGGAUCGAAGAAGGGUUGCAUCAUCUCCAAGGGGGGUUGGUACGCGACUGGCACCUGCGCCACGUUUACCGCUUCAUCGGUUGACAAUGGCUUCACGCUCUCGAGCUCAAAGGGCAAGUGUGGCAUCAUUAGCGGGGCAUUGACGUGCGAUAACACGGUGACCGCUGCCACAGGGUUUACCAGUGUGAGUGGCAACUUGGCAGUUGGUGGAAGUGCGAAUUGGAGCGCGGAUAAGGCUGCCUCCGGGAGCACGCAACAGUCGGUUUAUGCCGGCGCAGAUCAUUCGACAACGUUCGCGAUCUCAUGGCAGAGUGUAUAA